CGACACGUACGGUACCGUACCAGGUAGUACGUACGGGAUUGCUCCGAAGCCCUCCGCGGUUCUUCGAUUUGCGAAACAGAAACCCGGACCGGCGCCGCGACGGGAGGAAUGAAUGAAACAAUCAGAACCACCCUGCCCGUUUUUCUCAAACACAAGCUCGAUCGUUGCCUUGCGUUCGACACGACACGACACACCUUUGCCCCAACACCCCGGCACCGCAGCAUUCCGCACUGCACCGCACCGCACCGGAAUGGAUCGAAAGGUGGCCUCCGCUUCGAAACGCGGCUUUCGCGGCUGCUCCAGCGACAGCGACAGCGACGACACGGCGGAGCUGCUCUUCCGGCUGAAGAACCCGUUCGGGAGGCAAACCGCCCGGGAGGCGGAUCCCGCGCCGCUGGAAAAGGUGGAAUUCCGAGCGGACACCGAAACGGGUGCCGAAACGGAAACCAAAUCCGAAGCAUACACAAACCCCCCCUGGCGGGAACCAGAACGCCGCGAUCGGAGCCCUGGUCACGCCGAAUCCAUGCCCCCUCACCGGGACGCCCGCAAUGCCCACGGCGGGACGGAAGCGGAAGCAGAAGCAGCAUCAGCAACAUCUGCAACAUUUGAAACGGCAUCGACAACAGCAAUAGCAACAGCAAAGACCCGGGACCCGUCCCUUGCGGGAAUCCCCGUGCGCUUCCAGCUCCCCCUUCAAACACUGUCUUCCUCGUCGUCUUCCUUUUCCUCCGAGGAGGAACCCCCUCGGCACCGGACCGGCGGCAAAACAACAUCCGGGGGGCGUACGUCCCCCAGCCAUGCUCCGUGCAUCGAUCUGGUCGAUUCCGAGGACACCGGCAGCGAGGGAGAAGCGGCAGUGGCAGGAGCAGCAGCAGCAGCUACCGCAGGGAGGCGGGUUCGGAACCGCACGCAGCGGUUUCGAUCCUUUGGGGCAGCCGCAGCAUCAUCCACAACCAAAACGACAACAGCAACAACAGCAGCAACAACAGCAGCAACAACAGCAACAGUAGCAACAACAGCAGCAACAGCAACAACAACACCCGCCAACCGGGUCUACGAAAACGAGGCGUCCUCCCGCCGCGGACCAAAGAGCCCGUGGUUCAACACCGUGUCCCGGGACUUUGUGCGGCGCAAGCGGUCCCCGAGGAAAAAAAGAUCGCAAGCUUGCGCGGUCCGCUCCCGCGGCGAGGACGAGGACGACCCCAUCGUCUUUGGAGACGACGACGACGAUGACAGCGACGACGAGCACGGGGGCUUCCGGACCCGCUUCGCCGGUUCUCGAUCGAACCGCUCCCGGAGGGUGACCCUGGACCGCAGCGAGAGCCACGGAAGGGUCGAAGACGGCGGCGACGAUCCGAUCGUCGUCUUUGGAGACGACGACGGCGACGGCGCAAUGGGGUUCCACACCGGGUUCCCCCGAUCGGCACCGGCGACGACGCGCCGGCUGAGGGACCCCAUGGCCGGCAACAAAAGCCUAGCGGCCUCGGUGGUCCAGAGGCACCGGCCCGGGCUGGCGGAGGGGGCCCGGGAGAGGGCCCGGAUCGCCAGGGCCAUCGAGUCGGACCGGGGGGACCUCCGGGGGCACGCCGCCGCCGCCGUGGCGCUGGUCCGGGAUCCGUCGAAACCAGCGGCAGCGACAGCGACAACGACAGCGGCCCCCCUCGAACCGGCCGGGUCCUCCGCGAGCCGGGGGAGGGCGGGGGCCGGGCCGGGGGCGAAGCGCGGGAGCUCCGCUUCCAGGCGGAAGGGCCCGUCGUCGAAGUCAAAGGCCCGCGGGAGGAAGCGCUCCAGAGGAACACGGGGGAGAAAGGGCCGGUCCGGAGGGCGCCGGGGAAGCGGCGGGGGCGGGAACGACUGCGGGGCCUGGGGCAGGCCCUCCACCGGUGGAUGGGCCUCCGCCCGGCCGGCCAAGAACCGCGAGGACCCCGCCUUUCGGAGCGUCGGGGCGGAGGUGACCUUCUGAGCCGAAACCACGGGGCUUGGCCGGCCGGCCGGACGCGACGAACGAAGCCGGACGCAGCUUUGCCAC
Messenger RNA from Pseudo-nitzschia multistriata, 2029 nucleotides. NCBI's taxonomy places the organism in Eukaryota, Bacillariophyta, Bacillariophyceae, Bacillariales, Bacillariaceae. The record is from the annotation of a GenBank genome assembly.